Xenopus tropicalis (tropical clawed frog) is the source of this 4280-nucleotide messenger RNA. It is a transcript of the gene uvssa, whose product is annotated as UV stimulated scaffold protein A. Gene Ontology annotation, biological process: response to UV; chromatin organization. NCBI's taxonomy places the organism in Eukaryota, Metazoa, Chordata, Amphibia, Anura, Pipidae. The transcript is spliced from 15 exons. The record is from RefSeq and is a predicted model, not a curated record. Gene Ontology annotation, cellular component: chromosome. Bases 241 to 2472 code for a protein of 743 amino acids.
GAUUGGCUAUCCCAUAGCUCCGCCCGCUGGCGUGUCGCUGCGCCUAGAGACCUGCGGGGUGACGUCACGAUAUCGCGGGAUGAGAGCCGGGGCCCGGAAGUGCUGAGGCUUUUGUAUAAAUGUUGUUGAAAAGGCUGGAUACAUUCAUCACUGAUCACCGCAAACAAAUGAGGAACAAAAUGUGCGACAGUUUGAUGCUUGGCUUUUUAUAAGCUUUCUAUAGCGUAUCAUCCUAUAGAGAUGGAUCAGAAACUCUCUGAAUUGGUGGAAGUUCUUACAACCUCUGGAGAACCACAGCUUAAUCCAGAAAAACUCAAAGAACUGAAAAAAAUCUGCAGGUCUUCAGAUGAACAUAUUAACCACGUGUACCACCUACUCAUGACCCAGCUGAAUCAGGAGCAUGCAGAGAUCCGCCUGUCUGCCUUCCAGAUUGUCACUGAGCUCUUUGCUCGCUCGCAUCUAUUCCGAACGUUGCUGAUUUCCAACUUCCAGGAGUUCUUGGAGCUCACUGUUGAGACUGACCAUGAACAGCCGCUUCCUCCUCCAAAAGAGGUGGCUCAGAAAAUGAAGAUUUUGGCAAUAAAAACUGUGCAGGAAUGGCACGAGAAAUUUGGGGAGGCUUACAAGAAACUUUCCUUGGGGUACCAUUUCCUAAAGCAGAACAAAAAGAUUGACUUUCAGGAUGUGAGAUCUCGAACCCAGGCAGAGAGAAAGAGGGAAGAGGAAAAGCAGAGACGUCUAGAAAAUAUUUAUAAAGAGAAAGUCAAGAAGGCGACAGCAGAAAUGGAAGACAUGUUGGAAGAGAUCCAGUCCAGUCUGACAGAGAUGGAGAACUGCUUUAGGCUCUUGCUGCCAGAUCCCAGGGAGUUUGCAGUGUUCACAGACGAGAAGGACUUUGCCUCAGACAUGAGGACUAAACCUACCAGCCAAUCACCUUCUCAUUCUAAAUCCACCAGCCAAUCAUCUGCUUAUUCUAAAUCCACCAGCCAAGUUUCUUUUGAUAACGAUGACGAGCAGCCGUGUUGUAGCAAGAACUUACCCCCAUUCCCAUCAUCCUGCACCAGUUCAGCGAGUGGAGCUGAGAGAAGCUUGGGGGAAGGCGCAAAGGAAUCCGAUAAAAGUGCAAGGAAAUCCGAUACAGAUGACUCUGAUGGAGAUUACGAAGGCAGCAGGGAGGCUUUUCUCAGAGACCAUGGCCUUGGCUCCCAUGCAUACUCCCUUAGUCUUGAAAUAUCCACAGAUCUGAAGGUAAAUGAAAAUGAGAACAACACAGAUGUAUUAAAUAACCUAAUGGAUGCACAUAAACUCCUGAAACAAAAGUACUGGCCGGCUGUGCAGUCCUGGAUACAGCUUUUCACAAAGGCCGGAACCAAUAGCGAGAGCCUCAAAUGUGCAAUCGAUGUGAAAAAGGAAAUUGAAGCCGCGCUAAAAAAGUACAAGGAGAUGAACAUUGACUGUCACACCAAAGAGCGCAAAGUGAUGACAGCUAGCGAUGAUGAUGAUGAUGAUGAUGAAUUCGAAGAGGUCCCUGAGAAGGAAGGUUACGAGCCUCACAUUCCAGACCACCUUCGGGAAGAGUACGGACUAGAGCCCUCCGCUUCUAAACAGCCUGGCAAGAAAACAGAGGUGAAGAGGCCCAAUGUUCCCCAAGUUCCUCCAAGUCAGAAGAGGAUUAACGAUGAGUUGAACCCCACUUGUGCUGCUGCCACAAUGAAAACCAUGAAGGACAAGAUGGCAAAAGCCUUGCCUGGAAGCUCCAGAAAUGCAGGAGAACCCAAGAGUAAGUGCCCAAAGCGAGAGACGGACCUAUCCCAAGCACCUGUUGCACCGUGUGGCCUAGAUCUGCAUCACUGGGGAGAGGAACAGCCCUCAGCUGGCAAAAUGCUUAAGUUCAGCUCUCUGCACCGGUUCUGGGCACCGAAUGAAGUGGACGAAGAGGUUGAAAGCAAGGAAUUAGAAGCCUUGGUGAAAACUCGUUACGUGACACUCCCUGGGAAAUUUGAACCUGUGAAACACAAGUGCCUUGCCCCAAUGCCUAAUGGGAGCCUGUGUGAGCGGCAGGACAGGUACAAGUGCCCGUUCCACGGAAAGAUCGUUCCUCGGGAUGCCAUUGGAGUCCCUAUAAACGCAGAGGAUCGAGCCAGAGAAGCCAGGGAGAAGUUUGAGAAACAAGGCGAGGAACAAGACUGGAGGGACCCAGAGCUGAUGAGAGAGAUCGAGCAGGCUACAGGGGUGGAUCUCGGCUCAUCCAAGUGCCCCGUCAAAGGGAAAGGGAAAGGUGUUAAGAGAAAUUUAAAGAAAAAGUACCCAAACCUGACAGAUCUGAAGCAGAAAGCCAACACCUCCCGCUCGCGGCUUGAGAAGAAAGUGUUCAACACAGGAUCCGUGAAACGCGUGAUAAGUGCAAUGAACCAAGCGGAUAAGAGGCGACACGAGAAGUUUGCAAACCAGUUUAAUUACGCAUUAAAUUAAAAAGCAAGGGGAACAUAAAGCAUUCCGCCGGCCUCUCCAUGGAACACUUCUUCCAAGGACCUUUGAAGAAAAAUUGUUGUACUAUAAGUGCGUUUUUUCCUAAUGAUAAUUUCUUAACUUAUUUGUGUGUGUGUGUGCGUGUGUGUGUGUGUCCAUAGUGUUUUAUGUGCCCAGAGUCAGGGGCCCUGCAUCAGGGAGAUCCAGCUAAGGGGCCACAGCUCGGCCAACUCUGACAGGGAGAUCAUUAAAUGAAUGGAUCUUUGCCUAACCAGGCAUAUCCCACAAACCCCUGGGUCAACCAUCCAAUCAGAUUGGGGCCUGAGCAGAUCUUUUUAACAAGGACCACAUACGUGGCUCACAUGGUUUCUCCAGCGUUCCUGAUCCGUAUCUGCCCGUGCCCCGACAGGUACUCAGGUUUCCUCCCUAAUGAAAUUGAGCGACUGGGAAAUUAGAUUGUAAGCUCUUGUAAGCCAGCAAUAUGUCGGUACUGUGUACAUAAAGGAUAAACAUAAUUCCAUAUCUUUGUAUAUCUUUUAAUAGCAAAUGGUGGGACAACUUACCCUUUCAGCCAAUACAAUAACACGGAUAUUCAGUGUUAAUUCAACUCCCAGUGUUCUGUGGGUUUAUUCAUGUACUGCUGGUUGAUAUAUGUCGAUUGAUAGGGAUGUAUGGUGUAUAUGUAUGUAUAUAUGUGUGUGUGUGUGUGUAUAUAUAUAUGUGUGUGUGUGUGUGUUGAUAUAUAGAGUGAUGUUACUUGUGGCCUCUUUAUUUUGUCCCCCUUGUUCCUCUCAGGGAAAGUUUUGCUGCUUGUUGUUUCCAUUCACUCUCCUUUGUUAUUCUGUUUCAUUCUCUGCGCAGGGAAUCAUCAGCAGUGAGUGGGGAAAGCCGUUCCUUUCUUAGGGAAGCCCCCAGCUUCUGUCAUUUCUAAAGGUGGCCAAGAUACUGAGCCCCACUGGCCCGCACACUGGAUAGGUAGAUACCGUACGUAGCGCCAAAUACACGUAGGCCAACUUGUUACUGCUACGGUCAUUCAGCCUGCCUGUGGCUCCUCUUCACUUUCUUUUAGCCAAUUGAUGGGAAAUGUUCCAUCAGGGCAGAUCAAACAGAAUAACAUGUUUAUUAGUGCAAUGCGCCCCCUAAUGGCUGUACAUGCCCGGAUGGUUGGGCAGUAUCUGUAUCAUCAGUUAAUAGAGCUUCUCCAGCAGAAUCCUGCAUUGUAAUCUGUUUUUCCCAUGGGGCUAGCCAUAUUCUUCAUUUCCCAGGGUGCCACAGCCAUGUGACCUGUGCUCUGAUAAACUUCACUCACACUUUACUGCUGCGCUGCUUGUUGGUUUAAAUGGCAGAGUGAAUUAUUUGCUAUGUAAACUAGGGAUGCGCCGGAUUCAGUUUGGGAUUUGGGCCGAAUCCAGUCUUUUUUUUUUUUUUUUUUUUUUUUGAAGGAUUCGGUUUCGGACGAAUCCACGGUUCCGGGCGAACCAAAUGGUCCAGCCGUAUGGUGAGUUUGUGGCAGAACCGUGAGUUGCGGUAGCUAGAGAUGUACCUACACCAGAGGAAGCCCAGUGGCUAGUGGGGUAUCAGUAGUGGCUUCCUAUGGCCGUAGUUGAGCCUUAUUGGGAGCCAUAUAACACAUUGGGCUGUGGAGGGGUGAAUAAGCCCAAACUGCUCUAGAGGCUGCAGCUGUGCCGGAUCAUUUCUGCUUCACUCUCUCUGUUUCAUUAAAGGGACAUAUUUACUGCCAGAACCUGUCAUUUUUUAAUACUUUAGUAACUUUUUAAUGUUAAAUAAAUUUUGUCAAAUUUCUAAGGAAA